Molecule: messenger RNA, 981 nt
Organism: Parnassius mnemosyne (clouded apollo)
Lineage: Eukaryota; Metazoa; Arthropoda; Insecta; Lepidoptera; Papilionidae
Source: the annotation of a GenBank genome assembly
AUGAAACCACGCCCUUGCGGCUGCAAAGGUUGCAGAACAUGUUUGAUCUGUGAGACGCUUUAUGGUGCUGAAAACUUUAAACUUUCAUUAAAUCUUGACAAGGAAAAAGGCUAUGUAUAUUGUCCAUUCUGUAACAAAGCGUGGCCUGGAUGGGAAAUAGAUGUAUAUAAACAGCAUCCUAAUCACAUCGGUGAACCUAUUAAUUACCCUGGAGUAUACAUCCAAGUAGACUUCAUAACAGAAGAUGAAGAAAACGAACUUAUUAAAUGCAUAGACGAAGUACCGUGGGAUAUAUCGCAGAGCGGCAGGCGUAAGCAGAACUAUGGCCCGAAAACUAAUUUUAAAAAGAAAAAGAUUAUUCCCGGCAACUUUGAUGGAUUUCCUCAUUUUUCUAAGUAUUUACAAGAUAAAUUUGACUCAAUAGACUUGUUAAAAGGAUUUCAGGUAAUUGAGCAAUGCUCUUUAGAAUAUGACCCUAGCAAAGGUGCGUCAAUAGAUCCUCAUAUAGAUGACUGUUGGAUAUGGGGUGAGAGAGUUAUCACUGUUAAUUGUUUGUCAGAUUCAGUUCUCACAAUGACCCUAUUCAAAGGAGAUACCAAAAAAUAUAAUCUGUGUUGUGCAGAUGAAUAUUACCCACUUGUUAUGCCUGAUGGAGGUAUUGAUUUAGAAUUUAAAAAUAAAGAAAAGACUAUGUUAGAAGCCAGUAAACCUGCUGAGGAAACAGAUGCUAUUAUAAGGAUUCCAUUGAUAAGAAGAUCCAUAAUUGUUCUUUACGGUGAAGCAAGGUAUCAUUGGGAGCAUUGUGUACUUCGUGAAGACAUUACAUCUCGAAGAGUAUGCAUAGCAUACAGGGAAUUUACUCCUCCAUAUCUAGCUAAUGGAAGCUAUGAACAUAUAGGGGAUGAGAUAACAAAAAGGGCUAAGCAAUUUUGGGAUCACACAAUUAAAUAUAAAAGUAAUGCUAAAGAAAUAAAAGUAUGA